AUGUCAUCCAAGGCAGAUUACCUAAAAAAAUAUCUGACACCUGCCGCUGGAGACCAAGAAAAGAAGAACAAAAAGAAGAAAAGCAAGGAUAAGCCGCAAGGCCUCCGACUAAUUGAAGAAGACGCUUUUCUUUCGGUCGAAGCGGCAAAAGCGAAAGAUAUUGGAUCUGACGAAGAGCAAGAAGAAAUUGAAGUCUUGAAAGAAAGUGCCAAAAAAGCAAAAGUCGUACAUGGUUUUAAGAAAUCCUUUGCUGAAGUUGAACCCUUGAAAGAAGUCAAAGAGGAGCCAUUAUCUCCAGGAGCAUCGCCAGCAAGAAAGCCACGUCAACGACACGACAGUGAUGAAUCUCCACGAAGACCCAGAAGACGUCACGAUAGUGAUAACUCGCCUGUGAGGCAAAGAACAAGACAUGAUAGUGACAAUUCACCACCAAGACCUUCUAGAAGGCGUCACAAUAGUGAUGAAGACAAUUCUCCUCCACGUCGGCCUCGUCAGCGUCAUGAUAGUGACGAUUCUCCACCCAGAGCCAACAGAAAACGAAGAGAUAGUGACAAUUCUCCACCUCGGCGUCGUCAACGCCAAGAUAGUGACAACUCACCGCCACGUGGUCGCUCCCGCCGUGAUUCUGGCAACUCUCCACCCAGAAGACGUGAUAGGGAUUCAUCUCCGCCACGUCGUCGACGCGGUGAUGAUGACUUGAGUCCUCCCAGAAAGUCGAGAAAGAUCGGAGAACCGAAAAUGAUUAAAAAAGAAGAACCAGAUGAGGAGAAUUACGGGAAAACGUUAGAAGGAAAGAGAUCCGGAUUGCAAUCAUCGAGAGAUUUGAAAGAGGAGAGUGAUAAGUUGAGAGCGAAGAACUCCAAAAUGUUUGAAGAGAUGGAUAGUUCGGUGAGCGGUCGAUUCGCGGAUACUGUAUAUCGUCAGAAACAAACGAAGAGAAAAGGAAAGAACGAGGAAGAAGAUCAGGAGAAAAAGGAGAGAGAAGCGAAGAAAACAGAAGAAUUAAAGGAGAAAUACAAGUCGUGGAAUAAGGGAGUUGCUCAGAUUGAGGACCGAAGAGCGCAGUUGGAAGAAAUGGCACGAGUUGCUGCGGAACCAAUGGCUCGUGCGAGAGAUGACGACGCGAUGAAUGCACAUUUGAAGGAAGUACUCCAUGCUGCGGAUCCAAUGGCUGCUAUGAUUAAAAAGAAACGACGAGAUACGGCGAUUGAUCGAGGAGAAGUCGUCUAUCCGUCGUAUCACGGACAUUUUGUGCCCAAUCGGUUUAAUAUUCCUCCUGGAUAUCGAUGGGACGGUGUGGAUAGAUCGAACGGAUUCGAAGGUCGUUUGGCAAAAGUGGCCAACAACAAAGCUGCUAAUCAAUCCGAAUACUACAAAUCGAUUGCGGAAUACGAGUGA
Caenorhabditis briggsae is the source of this 1398-nucleotide messenger RNA. The transcript has 4 exons. Gene Ontology annotation, cellular component: RES complex; U2-type spliceosomal complex. NCBI's taxonomy places the organism in Eukaryota, Metazoa, Nematoda, Chromadorea, Rhabditida, Rhabditidae. Gene Ontology annotation, molecular function: RNA binding. The record is from RefSeq and is a predicted model, not a curated record. Gene Ontology annotation, biological process: mRNA splicing, via spliceosome. The coding region runs from base 1 to 1398 and encodes 465 amino acids.